Colletotrichum lupini is the source of this 2004-nucleotide messenger RNA. RefSeq lists its product as uncharacterized. The record is from RefSeq and is a predicted model, not a curated record. NCBI's taxonomy places the organism in Eukaryota, Fungi, Ascomycota, Sordariomycetes, Glomerellales, Glomerellaceae. Gene Ontology annotation, biological process: DNA-templated transcription; regulation of transcription by RNA polymerase II. Bases 1 to 2004 code for a protein of 667 amino acids. The transcript is spliced from 9 exons. Gene Ontology annotation, molecular function: zinc ion binding; DNA-binding transcription factor activity, RNA polymerase II-specific; RNA polymerase II cis-regulatory region sequence-specific DNA binding. Gene Ontology annotation, cellular component: chromatin.
AUGACGCCUAGUGUGAAAAUGUCUCCCAGAUCAACCGACAAGCCAUUCCAAUGUCCUGCUCAGCAGGAGAACUUGAAUCGUCAUACGGCAUCAGCGUUCAAAUCUGAGGCCAUUCCCAUGUCCACAGUUGAUUUGAGAAAACGCCACGUGAGAAGAUACCACGCAAACCCCGAUCGCAAUGACGAGACAAUCCAUGUCGCCAGUCAUGCUGCGCCAGCCGACGAACCAACAAAAGAAACAAACAGACCAGCGGAUGCGAACUGCUUAACUGAUCGUUCAAACGGCGAAGGUUCAAUAUCGAUUUCACAAAUUUCCGCAUCACGAGGCAUUUCAUGGUUGUUCAAACUUCCUCAAUUUGUAUCAGCUUACUUCGAUCGUUUUCAGCCCACGUUCCCGCUUCUACACAAGCCAACAUUCGACCUUGAUACGGCUCAGGAGCCGUUGAUACAAGCGAUUGUUUGCCUUGGGGCUAUUUAUCAAGCUCAAGGUUCAGACCAGGAGAUAAGCGCUACAUUGUUCUCUUCGGGCCUGAAGUCUCUGGACCUAUACGUUCUCGAGAGCCGGCGGGUAAGAUUCAGAGAGUUGUGGGUCAUGCAAGCCUACCUGCUCUUCGAAUACUAUGCAUUCUACAGCUGCGACGAUGGCCGGUUCUCAACGGCUCUCAAGAUCCACAGGAAGCUUAUUGAUGCUGUCCGACAGUACCAGAUGCUUCAAGACAAAAUAGCUCUGGGCGUAGACGAAAUCUCCAGCCCGAACGAACCUUCGGUAGCUUCUUCAAUGACCGUGACCGAGCACGCCUGGCGAGUUGCCAUGUACAACGAGUCAAGAAAGCGGUAUGGCCACCUACCAGCGCGGUACCAGCGCGAAAACCUGGCAUCAACUGAAGUAAAACUCUGUUGUAACAUACGUCCGCUGCUCGCAGCUCUCGAAUUGAAAUACGAACUUCCGUGUCAAGACGACACAUGGCAAGCUGCCACAGCCGAAACCUGGCAAGCCCUCAUAGUCUCUCAAGAAGGGUCAUUCAACGAAGAAGACGACUAUGAAGCCAAUGGCGACCCACGCCCGGCGCACGGCGAUCUGUAUGCAAGUCUCAUGUACUUGAUGAAUCCCAACCCGCAAGACCGGCCUCUGCGAUUACUCUGGCACUCAUCUUUCGCAUGUCUCAUGCUCAUAACGCAAAUUUUGAUGAUGAUUCGUGACCUUACCUUGUCCAAGAACAACUUGUCAAUCAUCUCAGAAGCUAGUCGGACCUCGAUCAUGCAAGCUCUGAACGCCUUGUCGGAUAUCAUGCGCAAGCCAUCAUUUCCUAGAACAUGCCCCCUCAGCAGCUUUUUGGAUGAUUCCGAGUCUGUGGAGUCUAGCCUAUGGAGCAAUGUCUGGAUCGUGUGGCAUUAUGCUGCAAUGAAUCUAACCCACCAAGAGGCACUACUCACGAGCGGCAUCGUUGAGUAUAGUCUUCCAUCUGCUGUUUCAACUUGCUGGGAACUUGGUAAACCUCGAGUGAAACAGCAUCGAGAUGUGUACGAAGAUAGAGAUGCUCACACUGUCUCAGUCAUCCGUGUUGCUAGUAGCCUGGAGAGCAUUCUUGUGCUUCUUUCUCGCGACACUAGACCCAUCGAUAUCAACUUUCAGUUACAACCUGAAUUCACCCCCAAAAUAAUCGAAGAUCCCUUCAUCACAAUGAUCGGAUACAAGGCCUGUCUGCUGGGCUGGCGCAUAUUACGUCUAAUGGCUGUUAGCCUACAGACCAGCACGGCCUCGUCCAACAUCCAAACACAAAGCAUCUACUCCAUGUCUGCUCGAGUUGUUCUUACUGGCAUACUAGCUGCCAUAAGCCCAGAGUCUGCAAAUCAGAGAGGCCAGUGGAACCCAACAGCGGCGGUAGAUGAUGCCGAGUCUAGAUACUUAGCAUGGAUGGAGGCAACCUUUUUGGCAAGGGAUGUGUGGCCACCAAGCAAAUGGAUCGUCGCUGUAUUUAAUGAAAGCAGACAUGAGCCUGAGUAA